Molecule: messenger RNA, 6156 nt
Organism: Petromyzon marinus (sea lamprey)
Lineage: Eukaryota; Metazoa; Chordata; Hyperoartia; Petromyzontiformes; Petromyzontidae
Source: RefSeq, a predicted model, not a curated record
GGGGCGCGAGGCUCCGAGCUGUCAGAAUUCCCUCUCCAGACCAUCGCGGAGGCGCUGUCUCUGUUCCCGAGGUCAUCACCGCCGCAACAUGCCCGAACCAAAGAAAGCCGUGUCCGCCUUCAGCAAGAAACCCGCCUCGCUGGAGGUGGCCGCCGGCUCAGCGGCCGAGUUUGUGGCCGAGACGGCCAAGGUCGGCGCCAAGGUCAAGUGGCAGCGAGACGGCAAGGAGGUGGCGGCCGGCGGUCGCGUGUCCGUGCAGGCCGAGGGCAACCGCCACACGCUGAAGGUCGACGCGGCCGCCGCGGAGGACGCGGGCUCCUACGCCGUGGUGUGUGGCACCUCCAAGGUCAAGUUCGAGCUCAAAGUCAAGGCGGCGGCGGCUGCUGCUGCUGCGGCGGCGGCGGCGGAGGCAGCAACUCCGGUAGCUGCCUCUGCAGCCAUGGAGGCGUCGCCGGCACCAGCGGAGGCGAACGGAGCUCCAAAUCAAAGCGCAACUGCGGCGGCCAAUGCUGACGGUGCCCCAGCGAGCGAUGGAGACGCGCCCACGCCGGAAUUAAAUCCUGAAGACAUGCUCACAGGAGAAGCGCUGGUUAUGGCGCGCAAACUCUCUCUGGCGAGAUGCAACACUCCAGAGGUGGCGGAAGGGGAGCGGCGCCAGGAGCUGACCGGCCUCUUCCUGGAGAAGCCGGUGUCCACGGUGAUUAACAUGGGAGGAGACGCGACGUUCGUGGCCAAGGUGCACGCCGAGAGCCUGUCCAAGAAGCCGUCGGUCAAGUGGUUCAAGGGCAAGUGGAUGGACCUGGCCAGCAAGGCCGGCAAGCACCUGCAGUUCAAGGAGAUGUAUGACCGCAACACCAAGGACUUCACGUUUGAGAUGAAGGUGAUCGCCGCAAAGGAGAACUUCAGCGGCUCCUACCGAUGCGAGGUGUCGAUGAAGGAUAAAAUCGACAGCUGCCCCUUUGACAUCACGGUCGAGGAAGCGCGGGACAGCGCACAAGUGCUCGACAUCCGCCAGGCGUUCCGCCGAUCGAGCGUCAUGGGAGAUGACGCAGGCGAGUUGGACUUCAGCGCCCUCCUUAAAAAGAGAGGAGGAGAGCUGAAGGAGGUGCAGGAGACGGGUCCCGACGAGGACGUCUUCAAUCUGCUCAAGAACGCCAACCCCCACGACUACGAGAAGAUCGCCUUCCAGCACGGAAUCACCGACUUGCGCGGCAUGCUGAAGAGGCUGCGGCGCAUGAAGGCCGAGAAGACCAAGAGCGCAGCCUUCCUCAAGAAGCUCGACCCCGCAUACCAGGUGGACAAGGGCUCCAAGGCGCGCUUCGUGGUGGAGAUGAACGACCCCAACGCAGAGGUCAAGUGGCUCAAGAAUGGCCAGGAGAUUCGGCAGAGUGGCAACAAGUACAUCAUGGAGACCAAGGGCAACCAACGCAUCCUCGUCAUCAAGAACUGCAACUUGGCCGACGACGCCGCCUACCAGGUGAUGGUGGGCGACGAGAAGUGCAGCACAGAGCUCUUCGUCAAAGAGCCGCCUGUGGUCAUCACGCAGGGCCUCGACGACCACUCCGUGCUGGUCGGGGAGCGCGUGGAGAUGAUGUGCGAGGUGUCCGAGGAGGGAGCUGCCGUCAAAUGGAUGAAGGACGGCGUGGAGCUGACCCGCGAGGAGACGUUCAAGUAUCGCUUCAAGAAGGACGGCACUCGCCACUGCCUCAUCAUCAACGACGCCACCAAGGAGGACGCGGGCCGCUACAGCGUGCGCACAAACGGCGGCGAGUCCAUGGCCGAGCUGCACGUCGAGGAGAAGCAGCUGGAAGUGCUGCAGAGCAUCGCGGAUCUGACCAUCAAGGCCCAGGAGCAGGCCGUGUUCAAGUGCGAGGUGUCCGACGAGAAGGUGACGGGUCGGUGGUUCAAGAACGGUGUGGAGGUGAUGCCCACCCCGCGCAUCAACGCCACGCACGUGGGCAGGAUUCACAAGCUCACGAUCGACAACGUGACGGAGGCGGACGAGGGCGACUACACAUUCGUGCCGGACGGCUACGCCAUCUCGCUCUCCGCCAAGCUCAACAUGCUGGAGGUGAAGAUUGACUACGUGCCAAGACAAGAACCGCCCAAGAUCCACCUGGAGACGAGCGACAAGAUGCAGCAGAAUACCAUCGUGGUGGUGGCCGGGAACAAGCUGCGCCUGGACGUGCCCAUCACCGGGGACCCUGCGCCCAAAGUCAUCUGGCAGAGAGGAGACCAGGGCAUCUCCACGAUCGCGGGCCGCGUGCGCGUCGAGUCGUUCCCGGACCACAGCACGUUCGUGAUCGACUGCGCGGAGCGUGGGGACCAGGGCGAGUACUCCAUCACCGUGCAGAACGAGGCCGGAGAGGACAAGGCCGACAUGCACAUCAAGGUCGUGGACGUGCCGGACCCCCCCAUGGCUCCCACCAUCGGAGAAGUGGGCGAGGACUGGUGCUUCGCCAAGUGGUCACCCCCCGCGUACGACGGGGGUCUGCCCAUCCUGGGCUACGUGAUCGAGCGCAAGAAGAAGCAGAGCUACCGCUGGAUGAGGCUGAACUUUGACCUGUGGAAGGAGCUGGAGUUCGAGGCAAAGAGGAUGAUCGAGGGCGUCUCGUACGAGAUGCGCAUCUACGCCGUCAACGCCAUCGGAAUGUCGCUGCCCAGCUCACCGAGCCGACCCUUCGUGCCCAUCGCCCCCACGGGGGAGCCCACGAACCUGAGUGUGGAGGACGUCACCGACACCACCGUGACGCUCAAGUGGCGCGCGCCGGAGCGCAUCGGCGCCGCGGGGCUCGACGGAUACCGCAUCGAGUACCGCAAGGAAGGCACGGAGGAGUGGGUGGUGGCGAACCCGGACCACCUGACGGAGCGCACGGGCUACACAGUGAAGGGGCUGCCCAUGGGCGAGAAGCUGCACUUCCGUGUGACUGCGUGGAACGCCGCCGGCCCCAGCAAGCCCGGCCUCACCAACCAGGCCGUCAUCGUGCGCGAGGUCGUGGAGCGACCCAAAAUCCAGAUGCCCCGUAACCUCCGUCAGGUGUACAUCAAGCGCGUGGGAGAGACCAUCAACGUCCUCAUCCCUUUCCUGGGUAAGCCCAAGCCAAAGGCGACGUGGAAGAAGAACGGCGAGCCGGUGGACAUCAAGCACGUGAGCGUGCGCAACAGCGACACGGACAGCAUCCUCUUCAUCCGCAAGUGCACGCGCGCUGACUCGGGCAAGUAUGAGCUGAGCGUGCAGAUCGACAACCUCGAGGAUAAGGCCAUCCUUGAGCUCCAGGUCAUCGAAAAGCCCGGUCCGCCGCUCGCCGUGAAGAUCCUGGACGUCUGGGGCUUCAACGUGAACCUGGAGUGGAAGCUGCCGACCGACAACGGCAACUCGGAGAUCACCGGCUACACCGUGCAGAAGGCCGACAAGAAGACGAUGGAGUGGUUCACCAUGGUGGAGCACUACCGGCGGACGAGCUACACGGCCUCCGACCUCAUCAUGGGCAACGACUACUUCUUCCGCGUCUUCGCCGAGAACAUGUGCGGCCUGAGCGAAGAAGCCGGCAACACCAAGAACAGCGCCUACAUCCAGAAAACCGGCUCGACGUACAAGCGGCCGCUGUACCAGGAGUACGACUUCAUGGAGGCGCCCAAGUUCACGCACCCCCUCGUCGACCUCGUCGCCGUCGCCGGCUACAACGCCACGCUCAGCUGCUGCAUCCGCGGGAACCCCCGGCCCAAGAUCGUGUGGUUCAAGAACAAGGUGAACCUGCAGGAAGAUCCGCGCUACCGCAUGUUCGGGCACCAGGGCGUGUGCACGCUGGAGAUCCGCAAGCCUGGCCCGUACGACGGCGGCGUCUACACCUGCCGCGCCAUCAACUCGCUCGGUGAGGCCGAGGCCGAGUGCAAGCUGGAGGUCAAAGGCACGCCCAGCCUGCUCUCCCUCAUGCUGCUGGGGAUGCCGAUCACCUACGGCGACCUCGACGAUGACAUCUUGACCGUGGAGUUGACCGCCAAGCUGGGAGUCUGACGGGGGCAGAUCCACCCACGACGAUCCUGCACCGCACAGCAAGAAAACCGCAACACACAGCCAUGGGCAGCUGCCAGUUAUGAAUGCCGACUUAACUUUUUUUUUUAUUUUACCCCAAAACCCCUGUUUUAAUUCGACACGCCCUAAUUGAUGCGUGCAGAUUUCCAUUAUCUAUUCGCCUGAACGUUUGCACGGAUAAGGGGAGUCAAAUCGGAAGUGGCAUCAACAUGCAUCCAUUCAUCCGAGCCUUUGCAUGGAUGAUUAUCCCAGAUCUGUCCCCUGGAAUAAAUGAAUCCUUCCUGUCUUUGCCUAAAUGGGGAGGGGGGCAUAAAAAGGAGCAAUCUUCCCCUCGGAGCCCCCCCCCCCCCCACACAUUAAAGUGGAUUAGAGAAGGGUCAACACUUAGGACAGUGGUGUUUGUUAUUAUUCAUGAAUGCGUUUAAACUCAAUGUUAAUGGCACUACCUAAAACCGUUGAUGUACUCGGAGAGUACCUGAUUGGCUUUCAACUGCUGGAUGAAGACCUUCACAUUUUCCCCAAAAGCAUUCCAUCCUGCACAAGGAUGAGCCGGAGAUGAUUUUGGAAAAGUGAAUUUUGGUGAUGCGGUGAAUUUGAUGAUGCGGUGCGGAGGCUGUAUUACCUAGUCACGCUGCACUUAUUGCCUUUAUAGGACACACGCACACGUUUUCUUGAGACUCCUGUUUUGCUCAGAUGCAUGAGGAGGAGCUGGAUGGCACCCACUAUGCAUGUUGACGCACGGUAUUGAACGUGGCACCCUCAAAUUGUAUUUAUUUUAUUUUAGAUAUUUUUUCUUCUUUCUGGUAACAAGGUUGAGCACGAGAUGGAAAGGGAAGGACUGGGUCACACAGCACAGUCAAUAGAUCACGAAAUAGAAUAGGUCUUGCAUGUUUAUGACUGCACGCUUAGCAAAUUAAGUAAAUAUAAUGUCGUUAAACCCGCCACCACCAAACCCACAACAUUUUGCGGGUUUGGUCAAGUCCGUUUCACCGUUUACAGUGCCACAUUUUGUGGAUUACUCUCCAACACACCGGUGCGCUGAACUCGUAACUAAUUGGCAUGUUUUGUUUACGUGACAAACUUUACUAAUUGGCUGUGUCAGGUGGUGGCGGGUUUAACGACACAUUCAUAUUUACGCGAUCUAACAAAAAAACAUUAUGGAUAGCAGAGAUUUGUAGAACUCUUCCUCUAUUUGGUUUUUAUUCUAAGAUAUUUUCAGCCAAGUUACGAGUAAUCCAUAUAAAUGUAAAUUUUCAACGUUGCAUAUCGCGCUUGCUGGGGGACUACGGUAUAGACGGAUAUGCGAAUAAGGUCGUAUAAGUGAACAUGUCUUGAAAAUGACUGCUCGACCACGGAGUACCAACGCCGCACUGAGUGUGGUCCGGUUAAUUGGUCGGGGAGGAUCUGUGACGCUUAGGUAUGCGACUUGAAUUACAUGCGGCCCUCUAACGUCAACUUUAACAACACAUAUUUCACACGAAACAUGUUGCUGCCAGUGUCACUCUCACUGGAAUCCGAAGAGUAAUGAAUAGGAUUAAAAACCACUCGGUUCGAGGAACUCGCCGACUUGCAACUCCACCACGUGAUCCUCCGUCGCGGAUGUUUUCCCCUCGCUGUCACCGCGCGUCAUUGGAUGGGAUUUGUCACGCGUGGCUUAUUUUCGAAUUAUGUUAUAUUCACUGUGUCCCAAAAUGCAUUUAUUCAGUGGGGGGGCGGGGGGGGGGCGGACAACUACGUUAAGGCACGUACAGGUAUGUUUUUUUGUUUAAUCCUGGUCGCUCAUAUGAUAUUAGUUCUUUUUGGGUAGGCCAUAAACCAGUGUUUGUCCGCCCUAUCAAUAUGUCUGCACUAUGUAAUUCAAAUAAGGGGCACUUUCUCACGUACAAAAACAAACCACAGCGAAUAGGAAAACCCCCGUAACUGUGUGUGAUGCAGGCUGUUACUGCAGUGCGCGCGCAUUUAUGAGAGCAAAAGCGACAAAGUGCGGCCAACUCAAGGCUCGUGGCUAGACGGUGUGCCUCGUCUGGGAUGAGGAUUGCCUGGCGCUUGGAAGUUUCAUUCGUCCGAUGCUACGUGAUACACAACGGCAAUAAACGUAUUUAAAACACGUAAACUCGAAUGGA